GGAAAAUUCAAUGUGCUACGACAGGGAUACACGAUGCUGCACCUGUUCUUUCCUCUACCGGAAAUAAUCCAUCAAAUAAUAUAGUGCAGUCGAAACCAGCCGCCGUAGGGCCAAUCGUUAGACAAUCAUUAGCAUCUCCAUCAGAUGCUACUACAUUUGGACCUAUGUUAGACGGCGUAUUAAUAGAACCAGUACCAGCCAAUACAAAUGGUAUCUUGAGCCAAUUUCCAACAUACAAAAAUGUACCGAUUCCCAUUCUCAUAAAAGAUGACAAUUUACUGAUUAAAACUCCACCUACCGAGGAAAUCCCCAUUCCCAUUUUGAUUAAAGAUGGGAAUAUAGCCACUACAACUAUACAAGAGGAGAAUGUAUCAAAUCCUAUACCAAGACAAGACAAGAAUGUCAACACACUGGGAGAACCGUCACCAGAAACUACGCCAAAACCUAUUCUCAUUAUAGAUGACAAUUUAAUGUUAACGGGUGGUAAGGAAACGACAAAUAAAGAGCCCGCACCAGAACCUACGCCAAAACCUAUUCUCAUAAUAGAUAACAAUUUAAUGUUAACGGGCGCUAUGGAAACGACAAAUAAAGAGCCUUCACUAGAAACUUCACCAAAACCUAUUCUUAUUAGAGAUGAUAAUUUAAUGUUAACGGGCGUUAAGGAAAUUACAAAUAUAGAGUCAAUGGAAACAAUUAAAAACCCGUCUACAGCAAACACGAUUGAUCCCGUGUUGACUGCAGUUGCUUCUAGUAUAUCACAUCAACAUAUGAAACCAUGUCCUGAGUUUGAUUCACGAUACGAGAAAGGAACGUUCGUUGUAACAUUAGAUGAUGGAAAAUGUGAAAUGAUAAUUAACCAGAAACCCGUCGAGGAAAAGCAGAACGACCAAUGGGCUCGAGGAAGAUAUUCUCCAGUCUAUCAAUUGUUAACCAGAAAGUACAAACCAGAAGUCACUUUCAGACCGACAUCACUGGCAAAAAAAGAUUAUUUAUGUCAUCACCAUACAAGGGAAAUGGGUUCUUUCUUUGUAGUGGAUACUGUGUUAGGGCGCUGUCAAAUGGUAAUUGGAAUACCAACACUGCCUGACCUUCGGUAUAUUAUGUCGAACACAAGACCAGCAUGGACUCCACCAAUGAGAAAUAUGCCAAGAUGGCCACGACGUUCUUCAGAAAGUGAUUCUUCUGAUGACUAAAUUGUGUGUUUCGUUCAAUUCUAUUGAAAUCCAUUCAUUAUUUCAAUCAAUUAAUUUAUUAAAUAUUUUAGUAUAGGUC
Molecule: messenger RNA, 1272 nt
Organism: Mytilus californianus (California mussel)
Lineage: Eukaryota; Metazoa; Mollusca; Bivalvia; Mytilida; Mytilidae
Exons: 4
Coding region: 165-1193 (342 amino acids)
Source: RefSeq, a predicted model, not a curated record